Meloidogyne enterolobii is the source of this 1234-nucleotide messenger RNA. NCBI's taxonomy places the organism in Eukaryota, Metazoa, Nematoda, Chromadorea, Rhabditida, Meloidogynidae. The record is from the annotation of a GenBank genome assembly.
UUGUCUCUAUCUGGUGGAGGUAGUAUUUGUUGUUCUUGUUUAAUUAAUAGGGUUUUUGCCAGGUAAAUUUCAAAAUAUGCAGGAACUAUUCGGGUGUAGUCAAUGUGGAAUUGUUGAGGAAAAAUGUUGGCUUUUGGGUGUAAUUUGUAUAUAAAACGGAGGGAGAAGGCAAAAAUCCGUAAUAAUUUCGGGAGUCUUGAAAUUAAAGAAGGGUCUAUUGUUCGGGUAUUUAAUUCGGUCUGGGUAUGGAACGUCAUGGCGAUAUUCGGAGAAGACGAUUUUGGCGGAUCAUUGGAAAGGAAAGGCCUGAUUUCGGUUUGAGGCCAGGAUUCAGUUGUCAACCAAGGAGGUCCAUUCCACCAGACUUUUUGUUGUUGUAGUUGUUGGGAGUUAAUUAAUCCACGGGAGCAAAUGUCGGCCGGAUUGUCGAGACCAGAAACAUGUUGUACCAAUAAAUCAGGAAUUUUUCUUAUGUGGUUUAGGCAAUUGGAAACAAAAAUUUCAUUGGUAGGGUUUUUCCCGGUUAACCACCCUAAAACAGCAGAGGAGUCUAUCCAAAGGAAAAGAGGUACAGUAAUGUUCAGGUGGGACAAUUCCUUGUGUACAUAAACCAGGGCAUUGGUUCCUAUUUUUGCGGCUAUUAAUUCCAGCCUGGGAACAGUUAGUUUAUUGUUGGAUUUCAAGGGUUUAAUUUUGGUUUUAGAAAAUAGUAAAGCGACCUGGGAUAUCUUGGAAAUAGGGUUUAACGUACGUAAAUACACGGCACAUCCCAUAGCAGUAAGAGACGCAUCUGAGAAGCAGUGUAAUUGGUAAAUUCUGUUGUCAACAGGUAAUGUUGAAAUUAGUCGAGGGAUUUGUACGGUGCCAAUUUUCCAAUCAUUCAUUAAGUUGUCCCAAGAUUUAAUUAAAUUUGCAGGUAGUUUCUCGUCCCAUGCGAGUUUUUCAGACCAUAAUUCAUGUAGGAAUAAUUUCAAGGGUAAAAUAAUAGGACUAAUAUAGCCGCAGGGAUCGUAAUGGGAAGCAAUAAAAGAGAGAAUAGUUCUCUUCGAUAAUUCUGUAGGUGGGGCAUGGGUUUCCACAAAUAGGUAAUCUGUAUCGGUUUGCCAUCCAACGCCGAGAAAUUUCUGUUUGGGACCAUUGAGUUUGUCGUCAAGAGGAAUAUGGUUAAUAGUUUCGGGAAGGUUGGAAAUAAAUUCACGUAGUUUCAUGUUGGCCGUUAAAAAGAGGUUGUUUA